UGUUAGCGCUAUAGCUGCUGUACGUCGCGCUUCAAAAUCUGCUCCAGGUGUAAUAAUACGUCUCUAGCGUUGCUACGCACAGCCUUGUUGCUUGACCAGCCGUCUCUGGGUUUCCGCAAAACACCGGCGUGAAGCGGAGACGCUAGAAUAGGAGAAAUCAGAGGGUUCUGUUGUGAUCGAAACUAACACGCAGGAGAAAUGUGAACCUGCUUCAGAUGUGCUGGAAUCCGACAGUGGAGUUUACACACGGUUCAUGAAGAAUCGCAAAUGCUACGAUCUCAUUCCCAUCAGCUCAAAGCUUGUUGUUUUUGAUACCUCCCUUCAGGUGAAGAAAGCAUUCUUUGCUCUAGUCACUAAUGGGGUAAGAGCUGCACCACUCUGGGAUAGCAAAAAGCAAGGCUUUGUAGGCAUGCUAACCAUAACAGACUUCAUCAAUAUUCUUCAUCGCUACUACAAGUCACCCAUGGUACAGAUUUAUGAGCUGGAGGAACAUAAAAUUGAGACAUGGAGAGAGCUUUACUUGCAGGAUUCCUUUAAGCCUCUGGUUAGCAUUUCACCCAAUGCAAGUCUGUUUGAUGCUGUCUCAUCACUGAUAAAGAACCGUAUACACCGUCUUCCUGUCAUCUCUCCUGACUCGGGGAAUACUCUGUACAUCCUGACACACAAACGCAUCCUGAAAUUCCUUAAGCUUUUUAUGUCUGAACUUGAAAAACCUGAUUUUGUGACCAAAUCUCUUAAGGAUCUUCACAUCGGCACUUAUGAAAAUAUUGCCCUUGUUCGCCCGGACACUCCAGUGUAUGUUGCUUUAGGCAUCUUCGUGCAGAGGCGGGUGUCUGCUUUGCCAGUUGUGGAUAAUAAAGGACGCGUUGUAGAUAUAUAUUCCAAGUUUGAUGUCAUUAAUCUGGCGGCUGAGAAGACGUACAAUAACCUUGACAUCACGGUGACCAAAGCUCUGGGCCAUCGUUCCCAUUACUUUGAAGGUGUUCUGAAAUGUUAUGAGCAUGAAACACUUGAGACUAUCCUCAACCGGCUGGUAGAAGCAGAGGUUCACCGGCUGGUUGUGGUUGAUGAGAAUGAUGUAGCCAAGGGGAUUGUCUCUCUUUCAGACAUAUUACAGUGUUUGGUUUUGACAACUGGGGGUGAGAAGAGCUUAAUUUAAAGGUUCUGAAUUAAUCUGUAUGAGGCAUUUCAAAUCUCAGCAUCUAAAUGCAGUACUGAAUAAGCUGCAAAAUACCAGCAAGAUCUUGAACACAUGGAGAAAGUCCUGGCAAUAGUAGAGUGGGAUAUAUCUUGUGGGAUAUACAGUAUAAAAACAAUACGGAUUCCAUACUCCUCACCUCUAAGCCAUUCUCAAACUGAACAUUUCCACUCUGAGAGAUCUACAGCACUAUGAAACAUAGUUGAAUACAGGAUAUUUUUGCACAUUUUUCAGUAUUUUAGGGCUUUAAGCCCUCUUAAAUUUGUAUGCACUGCCCAAGAACCCCAGCAACACAUGACUCUUUCCAUGCUCUCUGCAUGUUAAUGUGCAGUGUGGAAGAAUACAGCUUAAAACGGCCAGUGCAGGAAGUCAUUACAGAGCGUAUGAUGCCUGAUUUAUUUUUUUCUAGACGUGGAGAAUCCUGGGUGACUUUGUAGAUCACUAUCAUUUUUUCUUACAAUGGUUUCUGUUCAAUCUUUAGACCUAGGGAUGAAUAAACAGUUAAGUGACUGCUUCUUCCCCCCGAUUGAUUUAGUUUUUAAUUGAUGUUAAUGCUGCGUCUGUGACUGAGAAUUCCUAAUGACAUUUUUAUCUGUGUCCAUCAGAUUUGCUACAAUAAAUGUCCAUCAGUUAAACAAAAUUGAAUAAAAUUCACUUUAAUUUUU
Molecule: messenger RNA, 1863 nt
Organism: Xenopus laevis (African clawed frog)
Lineage: Eukaryota; Metazoa; Chordata; Amphibia; Anura; Pipidae
Gene: prkag1.S
Product: protein kinase, AMP-activated, gamma 1 non-catalytic subunit S homeolog
Exons: 13
Coding region: 254-1159 (301 amino acids)
Source: RefSeq, a predicted model, not a curated record